Messenger RNA from Selaginella moellendorffii, 711 nucleotides. RefSeq names its product probable signal peptidase complex subunit 2. The transcript has 5 exons. Gene Ontology annotation, cellular component: membrane; signal peptidase complex. Bases 42 to 617 code for a protein of 191 amino acids. The record is from RefSeq and is a predicted model, not a curated record. Gene Ontology annotation, biological process: protein targeting to ER. Lineage: Eukaryota; Viridiplantae; Streptophyta; Lycopodiopsida; Selaginellales; Selaginellaceae.
CAUUACGGGAAAUCCAGUCUUAGGGUUUACCGUCGCCGGCUAUGGGGGAGGCGAAGGCCGCGGCCGCGGUUAAGAAGGUCAAUCUCAGCGAUCACUUCGCCAUCAAGCGCAUGCUCGAUGAGACUGUGUCCGAGGUCAUCGGCGACAUGGGAUUCAAGGAGAAUGUGACGGUGAGCAACAUGAAGCUGGGCCUUGGCUUUCUAGCCUGCCUCGUUGCUCUGGCAGCGCAGCUCUAUCCCAAGAAAUUCCCGGAGAACAAGCCAGUUCUACUCGUCUGCAUUGCCUUGUAUGUUGUCUUGAAUCUCGCCAUCCAAGCGAUCGUCUACUUCAAGGAGAAGAACAACAUAGUCGUCACGUAUCCGUUCCCGGGCUCGUUUACCAGUACUGGACUAGCAAUAUCGUCCAAGCUCCCCCGUCACUCGCCAAAGUAUACUCUACGCAUUGCGAGUGCUGAUCCGGGUCACAUCUCGGCCCAUUCGCCGGUGGAGUUUACCAAGAGCGUUACAAAAUGGUUCUCCAGCGAAGGAGUUUUUGCAGAGGCUUUGUUUUGGGAGGAUGUCCGAAAGCUAGUAGAAGACUAUGACAAAGACAGAAAGGAGAUUAGCAAGUCGAAGUAAGUCAAGGCUGUCUUGAACAUUGUCUCUUCUAAGUUUCUUAAACCGAAGGUAAAGAAUACAGUCCAAUCAAGUUGCACUUCCAACAUUUCCACCA